GCUCCCGCCCAAUCAGACUCCAGCUCGUCGUUCACCUGAUCACAGCGAAGCCAUUUUGUCCUGAGCUGCUCCGCCAGCGCAUUCUUCAGCAAACCGGAAUAACGUAGAGCUGACAGUUCGAACCACAGACACCGCGUCAGACAGGGGUUUUACAGCUACACCACCCCUCAUUCAGUCCCGAUCAGCUCGACGUCUCUCGUUCGCACCGUAGGCGGAACCGUGUCGUAUUCGCGGAUUAAGGGAGACUUUAAGCGGGACGGAAGGGAAGAGAACCAGGCAUCCGGUUAAAGACGCGCUGGCUCACCGAGCUGGAGUCCAACUUGAGCCGGACACUUUCAGCUGUCCGCGUCGGGAUGCGUGCUGGACUUGUUUUUAACAAUAUUUACCAGUCUUUUUGAAGAUUUUAUGUCAUCUAGGAAUAGCUUAGGCUCGCACGGGAUUGUUUUUUGUUGCUAGGGUCUAAUAUAAGGAAACUGGAGCACUAGUUCAAGUUCAGAUGUGAUAUAUCUACUCAGCUGGCUGGGCAGAUAGUUUAGGUUGUCGAUUAGAUAAGUCGCCUAAAUAAUACUUUGGUUUAUUUACCGGUAUAGUUGCAAUGUUUUGAGUUGAUCCAGCUUUCGUAAAGUCUCUCAUAGUGUUUGGUUUGUAUGUCUAUGCAUAUUUCUCGCAAGGAAACCUGUCGGAGUUAUUGACUGGUUAGGUCUCGGUGCCAAUAUAAUUAGUAACGUUAGGUUGAUAAAAGACAGGAAAAACCACAGAACAGAUUUAAUCUCAAACUAGUCUGCUGUGCUUCUCAUAUCCACUUUGUUUUCUUUUACAAGGUCUGUAUUGGUGGCUCAAGCUGGCUGACAGGUGAUAUUUUCUGCCUGAAUCCUCUGAGCUGGCCUCACUGAUAGCUAUGACAUUUUCCAACAGUUGUUUUGUAUCUUCAGACUUCAAUAUUACAAGUAUCUGCUCGUGGUGCCAACGCUGUAGGAGUAAUUUUAGCUAACAAAAGCUCAGAUCGCCCCUCCAUAUUAGUCACGGCAUAUCUAGUUGUGACAGUUUUAAUAGUUAGGUCACGUUUUCCCUUCAUUUUUUGCUACAAGUGUAUGAAUUAGUGCCAGUUGACUUGGUGGCUGGUUCGAAACUUAUCAAACUCAUCAGUUUGUAUCGAGUGUAUUUUUGUAAAAUCGUCAACUAGAUCUUAGUGGAAAGACACACCUUUGCAGCCAAACCAGGUCAAGUGUAGUGGUUAUUUUUCGUAUCUCAGAGUUGAAUAACAAUGUCAGGACAGUCCAUCACAGAUCGCAUCGCCGCGGCCCAGCACAGCAUGACUGGAUCAGCCAUCAGCAAAGCCGUCUGCAAGGCCACAACGCAUGAAGUCAGUGGACCCAAAAAGAAACACCUCGAUUACUUGAUCCACUGCACCAAUGAGAUGAAUGUGAACGUGCCGCAGCUGGCCGACAGUAUGUUUGAAAGAACCACCAACAGCAGCUGGGUUGUGGUCUUCAAAGCGCUCAUCACCACACACCACCUAAUGAUGUAUGGAAAUGAGCGUUUCAUUCAGUAUCUGGCCUCAAGAAACACGCUCUUCAAUCUGAACAAUUUCCUUGAUAAAGGUGCAUUGCAAGGCUAUGACAUGUCCACGUUCAUCAGGCGGUACAGCAGAUAUCUCAAUGAGAAAGCCCUUUCGUAUAGGCUGGUGGCUGUGGACUUUACCAAGAUGAAGAGAGGUAUUGAUGGAGUCAUGCGUACCAUGAACACAGAGAAGCUGAUCAAAACGUUGCCUAUCAUUCAAAACCAGCUGGAUGCGCUGCUGGAUUUCCAGGCUAACCCUAAUGAGCUGACUAACGGAGUGAUCAACGCUGCCUUCAUGUUGCUCUUCAAAGACUCAAUCCGUCUGUUUGCUGCCUACAAUGAGGGUGUUAUCAACCUGCUGGAGAAAUACUUUGAUAUGAAGAAAAACCAGUGUAAAGAUGCUCUGGACAUCUAUAAGAAGUUUCUGUACAGGAUGACCAAGCUGUCAGAGUUUCUUAAAGUGGCUGAGCAAGUUGGAAUUGAUCAGGGUGACAUCCCAGAUCUCACUCAGGCUCCCAGCAGUCUCCUGGAGGCUCUUGAGCAGCACCUAGCCUCUCUGGAGGGAAAGAAAAUCAAGGAGCUCUCCGCUGACAACAGAGCCAACACUCUGUCCAAUGCGGUGUCGUCCCUGUCCAACACGGGCAUGUCCUUCUCCUUCUCAUCCAGCAGGAUGGACGAGAAGGAGAAACAACUGGCCCUGGAGGAGGAGCAAGCCCGUCUGCAAGCUCUCAAGAACCAGCGUUUGAAGGAGAUCAACAUUCAGACGCCCUCCACCUCGCCCAGUACACAGUCUAUGGGUAGUGUCAACAACCACACUGCGGGCAUGGACUUGUUCACCAACACCACAAGCCCACCCUCAACAAACAGCAUGCCAAACCUCACCAGUGACUUGUUUGACCUCCAGCCUGCCUUCGUUCCUGCUGUGCAGAGCACUCCCAUCUCCACCACCAGCAAAGCCUGGGGAGGUCUAGAAAGCAGCACUCUUCAUCCCAUGGCCUCCAUGGCUUCCAUGUCCACCAUGAAUGUAGAUUUUGAUGCUGUAUUUGGGACUAAUGCUUCCAAUAGUGAUGUGAAGCCAUCAGCUGGUCAUGAUGCGUUAGGAGACUUGUUGAAGCCCACGGUGAACGUUCAGAUUCAAGCACCAGUCAUGCCCCCUCAUACAGGCAGUAAACUGUUGGCCAAUGACCUGGACUCAUCCCUGGCCAACCUCGUAGGCAACCUGCGCUUUGGGGGAAUACCAGGCAAAAAUGUGUUUACAUGCAGGUCUGAUAUGCAGUGGACUCAGCCUGGAGAGAGGAAGCUGACCGGUGGCACUAACUGGCAGUCAAAGACGAUGAGCAGCACCACUGCCUGGAGCCCCGCCCCCUUGCCACCUGCUGCCAUGCCACCUGCCGCCAUGCCCGUGCCACACAUGCAGACUGGAAUGUUCUAUGCUAGUUAUGCUCCUGCUCCCAUGGCGUUUCCCAUGACAACACCUCAAGUGCCUGUUUAUGGAAUGGUCCCUCCUCAGCUGGGACAGAUGGGAGGGGUUCCAGUAAUGACCCAACAACCCAUGUUGUACAACCAGCCUGUUCUCAGACCCACUAACCCUUUCACCCCCAUCCCUGGAGCUCAGAUGCAGUUCAUGUAAAAGUAGCACUUGAGCAGAGCGCCAAACAAGACGGCUGAAAAGAACAACAAGCAAGUGAGAGGAGGAUCCAACUACCACCAAAUAAAAGGAGAUCAGGACAAAAAGAAAGAGUGUGCAUAUUGAAAGGAAUGUGUUUGUGUCAAGAAUGUUUACCUCACUGUCUGAAACGGCUUACCUAACACACACACACACACACACACACACACACACACACACACCCCAGACGAGAGCGCAUAUAGUGUGUCAUUUUUCAUCUCUUGAGGUUAAUUUCUUUCCUGGGGCACAGUGUCUACUGGCAGGUGUGAUACAUCAUAGAAAGCGUAGAUUUUACUGCAGAUAUUAAAUUACCUUGCACAGAGCACUCUUCCUUUGUUUUUUUUUACUUCAUAAUUAAUAUGAAUUAGAUCUAAAGCCCAACACUUUGGACUUCCUGUUACUGUCUUUGUUUGCUCUGUUAUGAAGAUGCCUGUGUUGAGUUCAGGAAAACUGAACAGUAAAGGUUACAAGGUCAUAAACGUGUUUAAAUCGCUCGU
Molecule: messenger RNA, 3723 nt
Organism: Carassius carassius (crucian carp)
Lineage: Eukaryota; Metazoa; Chordata; Actinopteri; Cypriniformes; Cyprinidae
Product: phosphatidylinositol-binding clathrin assembly protein-like
Exons: 20
Coding region: 1265-3190 (641 amino acids)
Biological process (GO): clathrin coat assembly; synaptic vesicle budding from presynaptic endocytic zone membrane; clathrin-dependent endocytosis
Cellular component (GO): synaptic vesicle; clathrin-coated pit; extrinsic component of presynaptic endocytic zone membrane
Molecular function (GO): clathrin heavy chain binding; SNARE binding; phosphatidylinositol-4,5-bisphosphate binding
Source: RefSeq, a predicted model, not a curated record